UUGAGAGCACUUAACACUUGCUUAUAUAAGACAGAAGAUCUGUGUUAUUGAUAACUUGAGGAAUCUGUGAUUCAUCUCUAACAGAGCCACGUGACACACUGUUAUAAAGGAACAAACAAAGAUGGCGUUUAUUAAAGAGGAGAGUGGAGACAUGAAGACUGAAGAAACAUUCAGAGUCAAACAUGAAGAUACUGAGGAACAAACAAAGAUGGCGUAUAUUAAAGAGGAGAAUGAAGAUAUGAAGAGUGAAGAAACAUUCAGAGUCAAACAUGAAGAUACUGAGGAACAAACAGACCUAAUGACACUGAAAGAGGAGAGUCAAGAAUACAGUAAAAAGGAAGAUCAUGUUCACCAUGAGAAAUAUGGUUUCAUGCCUGGAGAAAAAACAUUUAGUUGCUCAAAUACUGAAAAGACACAAAAAAGAGCUCAAAAUACAGCAAAUAGACGUUAUUUCACCUGCCAACAGUGUGGAAAAAGUUUCAACAGAAAAUGCCUUACACCGGCAAACUGUGUAGAAAGAGGAAAAACAUUUAGUUGCUCAAAUACUGAAAAGACACAAAAAAGAGCUCAAAAUACAGCAAACAGACGUUAUUUCACCUGCCAACAGUGUGGAAAAAGUUUCAACAGAAAAGGAAGCCUUGAAGUCCACAUGAGAAUUCACAGUGGAGAAAUGCCUUACACCGGCAAACUGUGUAGAAAGAGCUUCAUUCGAAAAGCAAACCUUAAAUACCCUGUGAGAGUUCACACUGGAGAGAAACCUUUUGUCUGCCAACAGUGUGGAACGAGUUUUACUGAAAUAGGGAACCUUAAUCUUCACAUGAGAAUUCACACUGGAGAGAAGCCUUUCACCUGCCAACAGUGUGGAAAGAGCUUCAUUCGAAAAUCUAAUCUUAAAAACCACAUCAGAAUUCACAGUGGAGAGAAACCUCACACAUGUUCUCAAUGUGGAAAAAGUUUUACACAUAAACAACACCUUGAUGGCCACAUGAGAAUUCAUACUGGAGAGAAACCUUUCAUCUGCCAACAGUGUGGAAAGAGGUUCGCUCAAAAAGGAAACCUUAAAGACCACAUGAGAACUCAUACUGGAGAGAAGCCUUACACCUGCAAACAGUGUGGAAAGAGCUUCAUUCGAAAAGCAAACCUUAAAAACCACUUGAGAAUUCAUACUGGAGAGAAGCCUUACACAUGCUCUCAAUGUGGAAAAAGUUUUACACAUAAACAAAACCUUGAUGGCCACAUGAAAAUUCAUACUGGAGAGAAACCUUUCACCUGCCAGUGUGGAAAGAGCUUCAUUAAAAAAGGAAACCUUCAGAAGCACAUGAAGGUUCACACUGGAGAGAAGCCGUUUACAUUGUGAUUAGAGUUUCGGAUGUAAAGUAGCACCAGUGUGAUUGCUCUUACUAGCAGCAAUAUCCUUGCCUGUGAAUCCCUUUUUUGUGCAAAGCAAUGAUGAUUGUGCGUGUUUCCUUGCAGGUAACCAUGGUUAACAAAAGUAGAACAAUGAUUUCAAGCACCACCUUCCUUUUAUAGCUUCCAGUUUGUUAUUUUAACUCGAUCAGCAUGACAAUAGCUGCGUGCCAAAGUGAAGGUUGCGCACUUCGAAAGCCACAUUUGAAGUGCGACUGCGUCACUAUGAAGGCUGUCCCAAUUCACGAUUCA
Molecule: messenger RNA, 1659 nt
Organism: Sinocyclocheilus rhinocerous
Lineage: Eukaryota; Metazoa; Chordata; Actinopteri; Cypriniformes; Cyprinidae
Product: oocyte zinc finger protein XlCOF6.1-like
Exons: 3
Coding region: 122-1357 (411 amino acids)
Biological process (GO): regulation of transcription by RNA polymerase II
Molecular function (GO): RNA polymerase II cis-regulatory region sequence-specific DNA binding; DNA-binding transcription factor activity, RNA polymerase II-specific
Source: RefSeq, a predicted model, not a curated record